CCAGGUCUUAAGGCGAACUUGGGUGGCGUGGGGCGGGCUCCUCUGAAACACGAGCCGGGCGGGGAUGCAGGAGAGGAGGAGGAGAGAAAGCGGGGGUCUGCCUCCCCCACCUCCCGCCCCCAGGGCCACAGUCUGCUUUAUAAUUGGCCCCGGCAGCUGUUGCUUUCCUCUUAUCUGAUCCUGGGAGCGCAGCGGGAGGAAGCGCUGAAGAGGCGGAGAGAGAGGGAUAGGGUGCGGGGUGGGAGACAGGGUGAGGGACAGGAAAGAGAGCAGCCAGUUGAAAGGGGUCCACCGAGGGAGGCAAGCAAGGGCAGUGAUCCGCUAAGAGCCAAGCACCGCGAAUCUUCCCUAGGCGUCAAGAGGUCCCCAGCCUGGGCUGGAAUCUUGCCCUGCGCAGGCACCUGUUACACCUCAUGUAAAAGGCAGAAAACAAAGUGAAGAUUUCUCAGUGCAAGAUGCGGUACUGGUUGAUUCCAGCUUUUUUGGCGAUUGCUUAUUUCUCCACCACCAUUCAGGGACAAGUGGCUCCACCCACAAGGUUAAGAUAUAAUGUGAUCUCACAUGACAGCAUACAGAUUUCAUGGAAGGCUCCAAGAGGGAAAUUCGGUGGAUACAAACUUCUUGUGGCUCCAGCAUCAGGGGGCAAAACCAACCAAUUGAAUCUCCAGAACACUGCAACAAAAGCAAUUAUUCAAGGUCUCCUGCCAGAGCAGAAUUACACAGUUCAAAUUAUUGCAUACCAUAAAGACAAAGAAAGCAAGCCAGCUCAAGGCCAGUUCAGAAUUAAAGAUUUAGAGAAAAGAAAAGAUCCAACAAAGCCCAGAGCCAAGGUUGUGGACACUGGAAAUGGAAGCAAACCAUCUUCACCAGAAGAACUUAAAUUCUUUUGUGAAACUCCAGCCAUUGCCGACAUUGUAAUCCUGGUGGAUGGUUCAUGGAGCAUUGGGCGAUUCAACUUCAAGCUGGUGCGGAAUUUCUUGGAAAAUCUGGUCACAGCAUUCAAUGUGGGCUCAGAGAAGACACGAAUUGGUCUGGCACAGUACAGUGGAGACCCCAGAAUAGAAUGGCACUUGGAUGCCUUUAACACAAAAGAUGAAGUGAUUGAUGCUGUCCGAAGCCUUCCGUACAAGGGAGGAAAUACUCUAACAGGUCUUGCUUUGAACUUCAUUUUUGAGAAUAGCUUCAAACCAGAAGCAGGGGCGAGGAGUGGCGUUUCCAAGAUUGGCAUUUUAAUCACAGAUGGGAAAUCCCAAGAUGAUGUCAUCCCACCAUCUAGAAACCUCCGAGAGUCCGGUGUAGAGCUGUUUGCCAUAGGUGUGAAAAAUGCUGACGUGAAUGAGCUGCAAGAGAUCGCCUCUGAGCCAGACAGCACUCAUGUCUACAAUGUUGCGGAGUUUGACCUGAUGCACACUGUGGUGGAGAGCCUGACCAGGACCGUGUGCUCUGGGGUGGAAGAGCAGGACAAGGAGAUUAAAGCCUCAGCCCUCGCCACCAUUGGGCCACCUACAGAGCUGAUUACUUCUGAAGUCACUGCCAGGAGCUUUAUGGUUAACUGGACUCAUUCCCCAGGAAAAGUGGAAAAAUACAGAGUUGUGUAUUAUCCUACCCGAGGUGGAAAGCCAGAGGAGGUGGUGGUAGAUGGAAGUGUAUCUUCCGUGGUGUUGAAAAACUUGAUGUCUUCAACUGAAUACCAGAUAGCAGUCUUUGCCAUAUAUGCUCACACGGCUAGUGAAGGCCUACGGGGAACUGAAACCACGUCUGCCUUACCCAUGGCUUCCGACCUCGAACUGUAUGAUGUGACUGAGAAUAGCAUGCGUGUCAAGUGGGAUGCGGUGUCUGGGGCCACAGGGUAUUUGAUCCUCUAUGCACCUCUCACAGAAGGUCUGGCUGGAGAUGAAAAAGAGAUGAAAAUUGGAGAGACCCACACAGACAUCGAAUUGAGUGGACUGUUCCCCAAUACAGAAUACACAGUCACUGUGUAUGCCAUGUUUGGAGAAGAAGCCAGCGAUCCUGCUACAGGGCAAGAGACAACCUUACCUUUAACUCCACCAAGAAACCUGAGAAUCUCCAAUGUUGGCUCUAACAGUGCUCGGUUAACCUGGGACCCAACAUCAAAAAAGAUCAGUGGUUACAGAAUUGUAUAUACCAGUGCAGAUGGAACUGAAAUCAAUGAGGUUGAAGUAGAUCCCAUCACUACGUUCCCUCUGAAAGGCUUGACACCUCUCACAGAGUACUCUAUUGCCAUUUUCUCCAUCUACGAGGAGGGACAAUCCUUGCCCCUGGUUGGAGCCUUUACCACAGAGGAAGUUCCAGCCCAGCAAUAUUUGGAAAUUGAUGAGGUGAAGACAGACAGUUUUCGAGUUACCUGGCAUCCCCUCUCAGCUGAGGAAGGGCAGCACAAGCUGAUGUGGAUCCCAGUCUAUGGUGGGAAGACGGGAGAGGCUGCCGUAAAAGAAGAGCAGGACUCGUAUGUUAUUGAAGGCCUGGAGCCUGGCACUGAAUAUGAAGUUUCACUGUUGGCUGUACUUGAUGAUGGAAGUGAGAGUGAGGUGGUGACUGCUGUUGGGACGACACUUGACAGUUUUUGGACAGAAACACCCACAACUGUAGAACCUACUAGACCUGUGACUUCAGUUUUCCAGACAGGAAUCAGAAACUUGGUCGUAGAUGAUGAAACUUCUUCUAGCCUCCGGGUAACAUGGGACAUUUCUGACAGCAAUGUGGAGCAGUUUAGGGUGACCUACCUGACAGCCCAAGGGGACCCUACGGAAGAAGUGGUAGGAACGAUUAUGGUACCUGGAAGGCAAAACAGUCUCCUUCUGAAGUCUCUGAUUCCAGAUACUGAAUACAAAGUCACGGUGACCCCAGUUUAUACUGAUGGAGAAGGUGUCAGUGUUUCCGCCCCUGGAAGAACCUUGCCAUCCUCUAGUCCUCAAAACUUAAGAGUCUCAGAAGAAUGGUAUAAUCGGUUGCGCAUUACAUGGGAUCCCCCAUCUGCCCCCGUGAAGGGCUAUAGGAUCGUCUACAGACCCGUCAGUGUUCCUGGCCCAACACUGGAAACUUUUGUGGGUACUGAUGUUAACACCAUUGUUAUCACAAACCUCCUCAGCGGAAUGGACUACAAUGUGAAGAUAUUUGCCUCCCAGGCUGCAGGCUUCAGUGAUGCUCUGACUGGCUUAGUGAAAACAUUGUUCUUGGGUGUCACUGAUCUCCAAGCCAACCAGGUUGAAAUGACAAGCUUGUGUACUCGGUGGCAAAUACAUCGUCAUGCCACAGCCUACAGGAUUGUUCUAGAAUCUCUUCAGGAUGCACAAACACAAGAAUCCACCUUGGGAGGAGGUGUAAACAGGCAUUGCUUCUAUGGACUUCAGCCAGAUUCAGAUUAUAAAAUCAGUGUGUACACAAAGCUCCAGGAGAUUGAGGGACCGAGUGUGAGCAUUAUGCAAAAAACCCGAUCUCCCUGUAGCCCCAGCUGGCCUGGAACUCUUCCUCCAACCAUUCCACCUGCGAAAGAAGUAUGCAAAGCCGCCAAGGCAGACCUAGUAUUCAUGGUGGAUGGAUCCUGGAGCAUUGGAGAUGACAAUUUCAAUAAGAUCAUCAACUUUCUAUAUAGCACUGUGGGAGCCCUGGACAAGAUUGGUGCAGAUGGGACCCAGGUAGCAAUGGUUCAGUUCACGGAUGAUCCCAGAACAGAAUUCAAACUAAAUGCUUACAAAACCAAAGAGACACUUCUUGAUGCAAUUAGACAUAUUUCAUACAAAGGAGGAAAUACAAAAACAGGAAAAGCCAUUAAACAUGUUCGAGAUACCUUAUUUACUGUAGAGUCAGGUACAAGGAGAGGCAUCCCGAAGGUUAUCGUGGUUAUAACCGAUGGACGAUCACAAGAUGACGUGAACAAAAUCUCCAGGGAGAUGCAGGCAGAUGGCUACAACAUCUUUGCAAUCGGUGUGGCCGAUGCUGAUUACUCAGAGUUGGUUCGAAUCGGCAGCAAGCCCAGCGCACGCCAUGUCUUCUUUGUGGAUGACUUUGAUGCCUUUAAGAAAAUUGAAGAUGAAUUAAUUACUUUUGUCUGUGAAACCGCAUCAGCAACCUGCCCAAUGGUGCACAAGGAUGGAAUUGACCUUGCAGGAUUUAAGAUGAUGGAGAUGUUUGGUUUGAUUGAAAAAGAUUUUUCUGCAGUGGAAGGGGUUUCUAUGGAGCCCGGUACCUUCAAUUUAUAUCCAUGCUACCAUCUCCACAAAGAUGCCCUGGUUUCCCAGCCAACCAGGUAUCUGCACCCGGAAGGAUUGCCUUCUGACUAUACAAUCAGUUUCCUGUUCCGGAUCCUUCCUGACACGCCACAGGAGCCAUUUGCUCUUUGGGAGAUUUUAAAUAAAAAUUCUGACCCACUGGUCGGGAUCAUUUUAGACAAUGGUGGGAAAACUCUAACUUAUUUCAACUAUGACUACACUGGAGAUUUUCAAACUGUUACCUUUGAAGGACCCGAAAUUAGGAAAAUGUUCUAUGGAAGCUUUCACAAGUUCCAGUUACAGAUGUUUGAUAUUGUUUGCUCCACAUCAUGGGCCAGUAAAGACAAAUGCUGUGAACUUCCUGGCUUGCGGGAUGAAGAGUCCUGCCCAGACCUUCCACAUUCCUGUUCUUGCUCAGAAACUAACGAAGUGGCUCUGGGACCAGCUGGCCCUCCAGGUGGUCCAGGACUCCGAGGACCAAAAGGCCAGCAAGGUGAACAGGGUCCAAAGGGACCAGAAGGUCCUCGGGGAGAAACAGGCCCUGCAGGACCUCAGGGACCACCUGGACCCCAAGGACCCAGUGGUCUGUCCAUUCAAGGCAUGCCUGGAAUGCCGGGUGAAAAGGGGGAUAAAGGAGACAGUGGCCUUCCUGGUCCACAGGGUGUCCCAGGAGGUGUGGGUUCACCGGGACGUGAUGGCUCACCAGGCCAGAGGGGAUUUCCUGGAAAGGACGGUUCCUCUGGCCCCCCAGGACCACCAGGACCAAUUGGCAUUCCUGGAGCCCCUGGUGUCCCAGGGAUCACAGGCAGCAUGGGACCACAAGGCGCCCUGGGGCCACCUGGAGUUCCUGGAGCAAAGGGCGAGCGAGGUGAACGAGGAGACCUGCAGUCUCAAGCCAUGGUGAGGGCAGUGGCACGCCAAGUAUGUGAGCAGCUCAUCCAGAGUCACAUGGCCAGGUACACGGCCAUCCUCAACCAGAUCCCCAGUCACUCCUCAUCCAUCCGGACAGUCCAGGGGCCUCCUGGGGAGCCUGGGAGACCAGGUUCACCUGGAACCCCUGGAGAACAAGGACCUCCAGGUUCACCAGGCUUCCCAGGAAAUGCAGGUGUGCCAGGUACCCCAGGAGAACGAGGUAUAACUGGUGUCAAAGGAGAGAAAGGUAAUCCAGGCAUUGGAACUCAAGGUCCAAGAGGCCCCCCUGGGCCAGCAGGACCUUCGGGGGAAAGUCGGCCUGGCAACCCUGGGCCGCCUGGCUCUCCUGGACCAAGGGGUCCCCCAGGGCACCUGGGAGUACCUGGACCACAAGGUCCUUCUGGCCAGCCUGGAUAUUGUGACCCAUCAUCAUGUUCUGCCUAUGGUGUGGGAGCAUCUCAUCCAGAUCAGCCUGAAUUCACACCUGUUCAAGACGAGCAAGAAGCCUUGGACCUCUGGGGCUCUGGGAUCUGACCACCUCAGGAGACAGCCAAAGACCAACAGCAAGACCUCUUCAGGAACUUUACUCACAAAAUGUUGUUAUGUAGUUUGUAUGCUACUUUGUGGGGGAGGCGGGGCUCAUUUCAACAGCCUGGAUCUCCUUCAUGGAUCAGGUUAAUAUUAAUGUUAACAAAAAUUAUGUAUUUCAAACAUCCCCUUAAGCUAUGAUACCAUCAAAACAAUGCCCCUUUGCUGUUUUCUUGACACAUCAACUAAUUUGGUGUUUGUGCAAAGAAAAAUGCUCAAAGAAGAACUGGAAAAGAUAAACAGAACCCUGAAAUCUCUCCUCUGUUACAUCAUCCCAAAUUCUAAAUAGAAUAAGACAGAUAUGGUUACAUUGGAAGAAAAUGGGGCCCAACAGUAGAAGCGGGAGUUCAGAGCUGCACCAUUUACACUAUGCCAAUGGCAAUAACCUUGCCAAUAAGUAAAACAAAACUAUCAUGGGUGAAACUACCUCUUUCUUGUUUAAAUUGAUUCUGUCCAAUUUUGAGAUUAUUUAGUAUCUGGUUUCAUGGGUGUUCAGAAAUAUGUGCUAGAGUAUAACUUUUCUGGAUUUGAUAAUUUUAAAAACAGAUUCAGUUUUUCAAUAGUUUUUAUUCUAUGUAAAACAAUGACUUCCUACCAGCUCUGAUGUAAAAGGGAUCCAUGUUUUAUGAAUAAUUUGUCCAACAGUAUGUUCCAGGGAUUGCCUCUCCUCAACUACAGGGAUUACUUUGUAUAUGCAGAUAAGUUUUUGAAGACCAGCUUUGUAUUCUUUUUUUUACAAGCAAAUAAAAGUUUAAAACAA
Nannospalax galili (Upper Galilee mountains blind mole rat) is the source of this 6489-nucleotide messenger RNA. RefSeq names its product collagen type XIV alpha 1 chain (gene Col14a1). The coding region runs from base 456 to 5675 and encodes 1739 amino acids. NCBI's taxonomy places the organism in Eukaryota, Metazoa, Chordata, Mammalia, Rodentia, Spalacidae. The record is from RefSeq and is a predicted model, not a curated record. Gene Ontology annotation, cellular component: interstitial matrix. The transcript is spliced from 48 exons. Gene Ontology annotation, molecular function: protein binding.